Molecule: messenger RNA, 687 nt
Organism: Metopolophium dirhodum (rose-grain aphid)
Lineage: Eukaryota; Metazoa; Arthropoda; Insecta; Hemiptera; Aphididae
Exons: 2
Coding region: 128-676 (182 amino acids)
Source: RefSeq, a predicted model, not a curated record
UUCCAACAGCAGGCGGCGUGUACCUCCCAAAUAAACGUAAGUAUAGCCGUAUAGGUCACAAGCGGGUGCAAUCGAUGUCAAUAACUCGUUGUAACACUUGACGAUAACCUGCACAGUCCACCACUCCAUGCGUGGGGCGAACGACGAGACCGAAGGAAGGACGAAGAGACACGCAUUCACGCAAGUAGAUCUUCCGGGAUCGCGGCCCCGCCGACGCCACGGCCGCCGUUCCCAAAAAUCCACUUGUCAGUCACAGAAUGUCGCCACUGAAAGCGUAGCCGUCGCUCGCUCCGACUUUCCGCGACCGCCUCUGCCGGUACAAAACUUCGGCCCGGCUGUCUACACGACGACGUGGCAGCCACAGAAUUUCGCCACUGAAAACGUAGCCGUCGCUCACUCCGGCUUUGCGCGACCGCCUCUGCCGGUACAAAACUUCGGCCCGGCUGUCUACUCGACGUGGCAGCCACCGAAUUUCGGUAUGGGACUUGUGGCCGCAGCUCGCUCAAGGUUUCCACCGCCGACGCUGCCGAUGCAAAACUUCGGCCCAGCCGUGUACACGUGGCAGCCUGCACGGCCCCCGAGAAUGGUGAGAGUGCCAGCCCCUCGCUUCGGGUUUCCGCGACCGCCGCCGCCAACAUAUUACGUGGGCCCAGUUCACUGCAGAACAAGCGUGUAAAAACUGAAUAU